AGAUAAUUCAUUGGUUUGAUACAAUUGAAUCUUCUCUUCCAUCUCUUUUCCUUCCAUUGAAUCAAAAUGUCUGAUUAUACUAAAACCGCCAUUUUAUCUGUUUACGAUAAAACUGGUUUAUUAGAUUUAGCUAAAGGCUUGGUUGCUCAAAAUGUUCGUAUUUUAGCUUCUGGUGGUACUGCUAGAAUGGUUCGUGAUGCUGGAUUCCCAGUUGAAGAUGUUUCGACCAUCACCCAUGCUCCCGAAAUGUUGGGUGGUAGAGUUAAAACUUUACAUCCUGCUGUUCACGGGGGGAUUUUAGCUAGAAAUCAAAAAUCUGAUGAAGAUGAUUUAACUGCUCAAGGUAUUUCUAAAGUUGAUUACGUUGUUUGUAACUUAUAUCCUUUCAAGGAAACCGUUUCUAAAGUUGCCGUUACUAUUGAUGAAGCUGUAGAAGAAAUUGACAUUGGUGGGGUUACCUUAUUAAGAGCUGCUGCCAAAAAUCACGCUAGAGUCACUAUUUUAUCUGAUCCAAAAGAUUACGCUGGUUUCUUACAAGAAUUAAAAUCAGGGGAAAUCUCUGCUGAAGCUAGAAAUAGAUACGCUUUAAAAGCUUUUGAACAUACUGCUGAUUAUGAUGUUGCUAUUUCUGAUUUUUUCAGAAAACAAUAUUCAGAAAAUAUCUCUCAAUUACCUUUAAGAUAUGGGGCUAAUCCUCAUCAAAAACCUGCUCAAGCUUUUGUUCCUCAAGGUGAAUUACCUUUUAAAGUUUUGGGGGGUUCUCCAGGUUAUAUUAACUUAUUAGAUGCUUUAAAUUCUUGGCCUUUAGUUAAAGAAUUAUCUGCUUCUUUAAAUUUACCUGCUGCUGCUUCCUUUAAGCAUGUUUCUCCUGCUGGUGCAGCUGUUGGUUUACCUUUAUCUGAUGUUGAAAAACAAAUUUAUUUUGUCCAAGAUAUUGAAAAUUUAUCUCCUUUAGCUAAUGCUUAUGCUAGAGCUAGGGGUGCUGAUAGAAUGUCUUCUUUUGGUGAUUGGGUUGCUUUAUCCAAUAUUGUUGAUUUACCAACUGCUCAAAUCAUUUCAAAAGAAGUUUCUGAUGGGGUUAUUGCUCCAGGUUAUUCUGAUGAAGCUUUGGCUAUUUUAAGAAAAAAGAAAGGUGGUAAAUAUUGCAUUUUACAAAUUGAUCCAAAUUUCAAUCCUGAACCUUUAGAAUCAAGACAAGUUUAUGGUAUCACUUUACAACAAAAACGUAAUGAUGCCAUUAUUAAAGGCUCUUCUUUUAAAGAAUUUGUUUCUCAAAAUAAAAAUUUAACUGAACAAGGUGCUAUUGACUUAACUGUUGCCACCAUUGCAUUGAAAUAUACUCAAUCUAAUUCUGUUUGUUAUGCUAAAAAUGGUAUGGUUAUUGGUUUAGGUGCUGGUCAACAAUCUCGUAUCCACUGUACCAGAUUAGCUGGUGAUAAAGCCGAUAACUGGUGGUUUAGACAACAUCCAAGAGUCUUGGGUUUCAAAUGGGCUAAAGGUGUUAAAAGACCAGAAAAAUCUAACGCUAUCGAUUUAUUUGUCACUGGUCAAAUUCCAACCACUGAACCAGAAAAAUCUGAAUAUGAAUCUAAAUUUGCAGAAUUACCUGAACCUUUCACUAAAGCCGAAAGAGAUGAAUGGUCUGCUAAAUUAAAUGAUGUUGCUUUGUCUUCUGAUGCUUUCUUCCCAUUCCCUGAUAACGUUUACAGAGCUGUUAGAUCCGGGGUUAAAUUCAUCGCCGCUCCUUCUGGUUCUGUCAUGGAUAAAGCCGUCUUUGGUGCUGCCGAUUCCCAUGAUCUCGUCUACGUCGAAAAUCCAAUCCGUUUAUUCCAUCACUAGAAUUCUUAUUUCCAUUCUUCAUUAUGUUUUUUACUUGUUUGACUUUUCAUUUCAUGUUUUCCCCUAUUAUCCUCCCUCAUCACUUUCCCCCUUACUCCUUCAUCUCAUCAUCCCACUAAAU
Messenger RNA from Hyphopichia burtonii NRRL Y-1933, 1960 nucleotides. It is a transcript of the gene ADE17, whose product is annotated as bifunctional phosphoribosylaminoimidazolecarboxamide formyltransferase/IMP cyclohydrolase. Gene Ontology annotation, molecular function: IMP cyclohydrolase activity; phosphoribosylaminoimidazolecarboxamide formyltransferase activity. Gene Ontology annotation, cellular component: cytosol. The transcript has a single exon. The coding region runs from base 67 to 1839 and encodes 590 amino acids. The record is from RefSeq and is a predicted model, not a curated record. Lineage: Eukaryota; Fungi; Ascomycota; Pichiomycetes; Serinales; Debaryomycetaceae. Gene Ontology annotation, biological process: 'de novo' IMP biosynthetic process.